AUGGCAACGCCUGCAGCUCGAAUGUAUAGAGGCGGUAAACUACAGCGUCUCAAUAAUGAUAACUUCUGCAAACCAUAUCGAUGUCGCUUGCCGUGUCUGAAAAUAGUUAUUGAUCCUAAGUCAAGAUUACGCCGCUGUUAUGUCGGUCAAUCGCAGGAAUUAAUUACUCUUUCACACGAAGAAAAGGUUGUCUUACUUGUUGGUGAAACGGGUACCGGAAAAACAACCUUAAUUAACAGUUUAGUCAAUUAUUAUUACGGAGUUGCAUGGGCUGAUGAAUUUCGAUUGAUUUUAAUUGCUAAGGAAGACGAGGCAGAUGAGAGUAUAGUUCGAAGUCAAAGUGAAAGUCAAACUCAUUGGAUUACUGCUUAUACAUUACAUUGGCAACCUAACUGCCCUGUUGAUUAUACUCUUACACUGAUUGAUACUCCUGGAUAUAAUGAUCCACAAGGUGUGCAAACUGAUAAUCUGACAACUGAAAAUUUGGGUAAAUUUUUCAAUUUAAAUUGCAUAGAAUAUGGAAUCGAUCGUAUUGACGGGAUCGCCUUUGUAGUGCUCAACUCACAAACUCGCCUUACAACAACGCAAAGGUACGUUUUUCAUGCUGUGCUGUCAAUUUUUGGUAAGGAUAUCAAGGAGAAUAUUUUUCUAAUGGCAACACACGCCGAUACUGACAAACCUGGGAUUUUGGAAGCAGCAAAAGCAGCUGGAAUACCCCAUCAAGAAUGCUUCCUCUUCAAUAAUAGCAAUGUGUGCUGUAGAAACGAAAAAAAGAAAAGUCAAGGAAAAAAUGAAGACGAUGACGAUGACGAUGAAGUUACUAAUGGUCAGCCGCAAAGUUUGACACUAACCAAAGAAGUUCUUCAUAAACGACAGUAUCUUUAUCAGAUGCUAGAAAGUCGAAGAGAAAAUAUCAGUUCUGCAUUGGAUCAUUUGGUUAACCUUGAUAAAGAAAAUAAAUUCUUAACGAUUCAUGGUUCUACUUCGAAUCCGGAUAAAAUCGUGGCAGAAGACUAUAUUAAAUUCUGUAAAUAUCAGCAUAUAACAUUGUCAAAUUCCGAGAGAGCAACGAACUGCAAAACCUGCCACCGUACAUGUCAUUAUCCAUGCGAUCGAAAGACUGAAGAUCUAUGGAACUGCCACGCUAUGGACUAUCAUUACUACGAAACUUUGUUCGUUUACCUGAACAUUUCAUCCCCUAGAAACACUCAAUGCAAUAUAUGUCCGCAAAAAUGUGCAGCAUCAUCUCAUACUAGCGAGACUUUCCGAUAUAAGUUGGCAAUUGAGAAGCGAUCCUUGGAUUUAAAGAGCAUUCAAGAAUACCAUGAGUUAGAAGGUGCAACUCUCUCGCCAGAGAAGCUUAGUUUAUGCGUUGAAAAAGAAUUCAAUCAAGCGCGUGUGAAAUUAUAUUGCCAACUAAAAGAAGCCAACUCCAUAAUUUUGCGUCUCGAUGAAAUUGCACUGAGACCGCAAUCGCUGGAAACACAGGAGUGUACGUUUCUGCAAAACAUGAUUGACGAAGAGGCAGAAACUGGUAGCAAUGGUUGGGCGAAUCGUGUUGAACACCUGAAGUAUCUUAUGCAGCAUCACAAAUUUUUACAAGAAAUUAAAAAAAGAUUCGCCAGCUAA
Messenger RNA from Rotaria socialis, 1629 nucleotides. The record is from the annotation of a GenBank genome assembly. Lineage: Eukaryota; Metazoa; Rotifera; Eurotatoria; Philodinida; Philodinidae.